Mandrillus leucophaeus (drill) is the source of this 454-nucleotide messenger RNA. RefSeq lists its product as uncharacterized. The record is from RefSeq and is a predicted model, not a curated record. The transcript has 4 exons. Lineage: Eukaryota; Metazoa; Chordata; Mammalia; Primates; Cercopithecidae. The coding region runs from base 73 to 303 and encodes 76 amino acids.
GUGCUGAGUUUUUCAAAGCUCAUAGCAGGUUGAACAUGCUUGCUGUCAUUUUCACAGAUUCUGGUCUUUCUUAUGGGGAACUUGAGUUCCUGCAUUAAAGGUUCCCCAGAAGAUCAACAGAAGGUGGAUUCCAAAGACUGGGCAAGUGAGGACCCCUUCUCUAUUACCAAGGUGACCCCAAAGAACACAAUUAAUGAGAUUGUAAGAAGAUACAGCGUCUACACCAAGAGGCACAUGACGCAACCUGGACUCUGGGCAAACCACCGGGUGCACCUACAUGAAGGUACCGUGGAAAUUUAUUAAGUUGAUUUAAGAAUAACAAUUGUGGGUUAUAUUCAGUGUCCCGUAUGUUAGAAGAAGCUACAGAGGAGGUUAAGCCAUAUGUUCAAAUGCGCCAAAAUUUUUAUUUGCCUAGUCAAGAAGUAUUGCUGAAAUCACAAAAUUAAAUAUACAU